Molecule: messenger RNA, 834 nt
Organism: Varanus komodoensis (Komodo dragon)
Lineage: Eukaryota; Metazoa; Chordata; Lepidosauria; Squamata; Varanidae
Product: GTPase IMAP family member 2-like
Exons: 1
Coding region: 1-834 (277 amino acids)
Molecular function (GO): GTP binding
Source: RefSeq, a predicted model, not a curated record
AUGUCACCGUCCAGGUGGGGCUUGGCGCCCCCCUCGGUCUCUUGGCAUGAGGGAGACGGGGAGCUCCGGCUCAUCCUGGUCGGGAAGAGCGGCGGCGGGAAGAGCGCCAUGGGCAACACCCUCCUGGGCCGGGAGGAGUUCGAGUCCGUCCUGGCAGCAAACGCCACCACCCUGCAGUGCCAGAAGGCGCAGGGAAGCUGGAGUGGCCGGCGGGUCUCGGUGGUCGACACGCCAGACUUCUUUCCCUUGGGAGCCUUCCGGGGGAUCGUGUACUCCGAGAUCUGGCGCUGCGUGGAGCUCUCCCGGCCUGGCCCCCACGCGCUCGUGUUCGUGACCCAGGUGGGCCGCUUCACUGCCGAAGACGAGGCGGCUGCGAACCGCGUCCUCGACCUGUUUGGGGUGGAGGCCGCCCGGCGCAUGAUGGUCUUGUUCACCCGCAAGGAAUAUCUGGGCGGGAGCUCCUUGCAGGACUAUGUGAGGCGGUCGGGCAACCAGGCCCUCCAGAAGCUGGCCCAGAGGUGCGGGGAUCGCGUCUGCGCGUUCAACAACGGGGCCGUGGGAGCAGAGUGCGAGGAGCAUGUCUCGGAGCUGGUGCAAGCGGUCCUGGGAAUCGUCCAGGAGAACGGCGGGAGCCAUUGCGUCAACCCGCUCUACUCUGCAAGCAACCCGAGGGAUGAAGCAAUCCGGUCUCUUGUGAGGGAGAACCGGAAGGCCCGGAGGAAGGCCGAGCUUGCGGAGCUGUGGCGCAGCAAGCGGCGCUUCGCGGGGAUUCUCCUCGGUAUCGUCUUCACCGGGAUCGUGGUGCUGGUGCCGCUUGUGCUUCGCCUCGACUGA